AUGUUUGCUCGUCUCUCUUCUGUCGCUCUAUUGGCUUUGCCUCUCCUUGCGUCCGCCACUGCCGUUGUUCCCCGCGGCGAUGGCGCGUCCUGUGCCACUGGUACCACGCAGUGCUGCGAUUCUGUUCAGAGCCCCACCUCGAGUGCCGUUCAGACCCUCUUGGGCCUCCUCGGGAUCCCUAUUGGCGAUGUCACUGCGAACGUUGGUGUUACCUGCAGCCCCAUCAGCGUCAUCGGCGUCGGCGGUACCUCGUGCUCUAACCAAGUGGUCUGCUGCCAGAACAACAACUUCAACGGUGUUGUUGCACUCGGCUGCACCCCCAUCAACGUCGGCCUUUAG
Desarmillaria tabescens is the source of this 339-nucleotide messenger RNA. Its product is annotated as hydrophobin-251. Gene Ontology annotation, molecular function: structural constituent of cell wall. Bases 1 to 339 code for a protein of 112 amino acids. Gene Ontology annotation, cellular component: fungal-type cell wall. Lineage: Eukaryota; Fungi; Basidiomycota; Agaricomycetes; Agaricales; Physalacriaceae. The transcript has 4 exons. The record is from RefSeq and is a predicted model, not a curated record.